Tetrahymena thermophila SB210 is the source of this 1080-nucleotide messenger RNA. RefSeq lists its product as hypothetical. The record is from RefSeq and is a predicted model, not a curated record. NCBI's taxonomy places the organism in Eukaryota, Ciliophora, Oligohymenophorea, Hymenostomatida, Tetrahymenidae. The transcript has a single exon.
AUGAGCAAAACCACUCUUUUUGUUUUGUUUUUUUCCUUAUGCCUUUCUACUACAUUGGCUGGGGAUUGUAAGGAAAUUAAAAAUAUGCCUGAAUGCCACUAGGCUAAAUGCAGAUAUGACUUUUUCGCAUAGAAGUGUUUAGAUGUUUUAAGCCAAGAAAAUUCUACCGCAUGCUAAGAAUUUAAUGACAGCGUUUCCUGCAAAUAAAAUAUAUCUUGCUACUGGACAACAACUGGAAUGAGAGGCGCUUGUCAUUCCUAUCUUGAGUUAGAUUGUACUCAAUAUUCGGAAAGCCAAAGUUGUUCUAAUGCUCCUUAAUGCUAAUGGCAUAGUACAAGUUUGAAAGGAGCUUGUUCUAAUUUAGGAUGUAGAUAAUUCUAAGAUAGCUAAAAUUGUGGCUACAAUUAAUAGAAAUGCAAAUGGUUUGAAGCUGGUAUUGGUGCUGGUUGUCUCUCUUUGGAAGAAUACUCCAGUCUUUCUUGCUCAGAUUUCAAUGAUAGCGCUCCUUGUAAGUAAAAUCCAACUUGUUAUUGGACCACAACAGGAAUGAGAGGUGCUUGCCAUUCCUAUCUUGAUUUUGAUUGCACUAAAUUUACUGAAAGCUAAGACUGCUCCGCUGUUCCUCAAUGCUAAUGGAAUACUACUGGUAUGAGAGGAGCAUGCUCUAAUUUAGGAUGUGAAUAGUUUAAAGAUGACAAAACUUGUGGUUUUAAUUCAAAGUGCAAGUGGUUCAAUUAUGGAAUGAGAAGUGCUUGUUUAUCUAUGGAAGAAUAUUCAAAAAUUACUUGUUAUGAUUAUAAUGAUUCUUAACCUUGCAAAUAAAAUUCUUCAUGCUACUGGACAACUACUGGAAUGAGAGGUGCUUGUCAUUCCUAUCUUGAUUUUGAUUGCACUCAAUUUACUGAAAGCUAAAACUGCUCCACUGUUCCUCAAUGCUAGUGGAAUACUACUGGCAUGAGAGGAGCAUGCUCCAAUCUAGGAUGUUAAUAAUUCUUAGAUAGCUAAACAUGUUCUUUCAAUCAAAAAUGUAAGUGGUCAACAACUAAUGCUUGCAUUUCUAAUCAAUAAGAAAUGUAUUGA